This is a messenger RNA of Acanthochromis polyacanthus (spiny chromis), 1309 nucleotides long. RefSeq names its product myoblast determination protein 1 homolog. Lineage: Eukaryota; Metazoa; Chordata; Actinopteri; Pomacentridae. The record is from RefSeq and is a predicted model, not a curated record. Gene Ontology annotation, biological process: signal transduction; regulation of transcription by RNA polymerase II; positive regulation of myoblast differentiation. Gene Ontology annotation, molecular function: RNA polymerase II cis-regulatory region sequence-specific DNA binding; DNA-binding transcription factor activity, RNA polymerase II-specific; GTPase activator activity.
UCUCAGCUCCUCACUGGGUUUAUUUUAAUCACCUUUCUGUGCAGUUCAACCUGUGGUGGACUCUUUGGGAGACUUUUUCUCUUAUCAGAAGAACCUUUCUGCUGCUCUGUGGGAGUCGCUGCCGAGACCGAUGGAUCUGUCCGACUUUCCCUUCCCUCUCUCCUCAGCCGACGACCUCUAUGACCCCUGCUUCAGCAGCGGCGACCUCAACUUCUUCGACGACCUGGACGCCCGGCUGCUGCACGUCGGCCUUCUGAAGUCUGAGGACCACCUCCACCACCACGUCCCCAGCGCCGAGGAGGAGGUAGAGGAGGAGGACCAGCAUGUGAGGGCCCCCGGGGGCCUCCACCAGGCGGGCCACUGCCUGCUGUGGGCCUGCAAAGCCUGCAAGAGGAAGACGACUCACGCCGACCGGAGGAAAGCGGCCACGAUGAGGGAGAGGAGGCGGCUCAGUAAAGUCAACGACGCCUUCGAGACCCUCAAACGCUGCACGGCCUCCAACCCCAACCAGAGGCUGCCCAAGGUGGAGAUCCUACGCAACGCCAUCUCCUACAUCGAGUCAUUGCAGGCGCUGCUGAGGGCCGGACGAGACGACGGCUUCUACCCACCGCUGGAGCACUACAGCGGGGAGUCAGACGCCUCCAGCCCCGGAUCCAACUGCUCUGAGGGGAUGAUGGAUUUUAUUUCUCCGUGUUCAGCCAGAAGUGAAAACAGUGACGCCUCCUUCUGUAGCCAGACAGCAGAUGACCGCAGCAGCAGUAAGACGUCGCUCAUUUCCAGUUUGGACUGUCUGUCCAGCAUCGUGGAGCGGAUCAGCACCGACCCGGCUGUGGCCCUCGGAGACAGCGUGGUCCCCCGGCCCGGAUCGCCUCACAGCAGCCCUGCAGUCUCCAGUCCACCUGCUGAACCGAACAGCGUCUACGAGCCGCACUGAAGCCAACAGAGACGAAGACUCAAAUUCCACAGAGACAGACUUAAACCUCCAUUUUGACGGAGGAGAGUGAAGAUGGCAUCAUGAAGAAACACUGUAAUAUUCCUGUUUUCUGCAGUAAGUCGCUGAAAUGAGACUUACACUUGUUCAUAAUACUGCCUUUUCUCCUAAAGUUUGAGUCGAGUUUCUUCAGGUUUUCUCCUCCUGGAUGAACUGAAGGCUGCAGAAUUCUACCAGAGGACCUUUUCCAGACUGAUUUCUGCUGAUAAUAACUGAGGACCACUUGGUGCCGCCUGCAGUAAGAGCUGACUGUUCAUAAAAUGUGAAACAAUACAUUCAAAGGAUGCUCAGAUUGUUGUGUAAUAUGUUUCUAUAUUA